UUUUUGGAAAUUAAGUUAUGGACUGUGAUUUUGUGUACUAUACAGUAUAAAACACUUUAAGUAAAUAGUGUCUUUUUGCAACAUAUUGUUGUAUCUUGUUAACAAAAUGGAUCAAAGGACGUCAUCUGCCAUGUUCAAAAGAGCAGAGCAAUUGAAGAGAUGGGAAGCAUCAGAUACCAACAAUCAAUCAACCACUCCAAAGCGAGCGUCGAGAAUACAAUUUUCCCCUGGAAUAAUUUUCUUGGCAGCAUGUACUUCUGGAGACAAAGAUGAAGUGAAGCGUUUACUGAAGUUGGGUGCAGACAUAAACACAGCAAAUAUUGAUGGUAUCACAGCACUCCAUGAGGCGUGUAUCGAGGACAAUUUUGACAUGGUGCAGUUUCUGGUGGAGAACGGAGCGGAUGUGAAUCGCGCAGAUAAUGAAGGAUGGACGCCCCUUCACGCGACGGCAAACUGUGGAUUCGUCAGCAUCGCUAGAUAUCUUUUGGAAAAUGGCGCAGAUGUAGCUGCUGUUAAUUAUGAUGGUGAACUCCCAGUCGACAUCGUUGGUAGUGAUGAAAUGGAGCAACUUCUUCAGAAAGCAAUUGACGAGACGGGCAUAGAUUGUGAAAGGUCCCGUAAUGCUGAGGUGACGACACUGAGGAAUGAUGCAUUGAACUGGGCCACAAAUGGUUACGUUGAAGUGAGGGAUCCCAAGACUGGGGGCACGCCACUUCAUGUCGCCGCAGCGAAAGGAUAUGUUGAUGUGGCGAAGACACUUCUAGAGGAUUGUAAUGCGGAACCAGACGCCAUGGACUACGAGGGAUGGACACCUUUACAUGCAGCAGCUUUAUGGGGUCAGAAAGAGACCGCUGCGAUGCUGUUACACUAUGGAGCCGAUCCGAGCCUGAAAAACUUUUCAGGCCAGACAUGCAUGGAUUUGGUCGAUCAAAGCGUGUCCGCAUGGUUAUCGGAUGCAAUAGUGAGGGCCACGCGUUGUGCGAACAAUAACAAGCGCAAAAUCAGCCCACCGAAGCACGAAGUUAAGCGAGCCGAGCCCAAAACCACAGCAGACACGGAUAAUAUAGUCAACGAGAAAUCGCCGGCAGCGCCAGAGAUUAUUAAAAAGGCAGAAGUUAAACCACCGAAAGGCCGGGCACCUUCACCUGGAAAUGAAGCGCAGAAUGAGAAUAGCACAGGUGAUGAAGGCCCUUCCUGGCGUAGAUCUGCUUCGUUCAAAAGUAAACAACAAGAGAACAAUCGUGAAAAUAAAACAAACAAUAACAAUAUGGACACCGAUACAAUUCUUAGAAGGACGCACAGCUUUGAAAAUGAUAAGACUUUCUAUCAACGGUAUCGUGACGUCACAGCGCGUAUAAAGGCCACAUCGUGCCCGUCUAUCCUACCGCCGCCGCCUCAGAUCACGCUUUCAUCUCCAGAGAACAAGAAACAGAAUAAGGAGACUAACAAUGUGGUUGAAACUAACGACGAUGUACAGACAAGGGUGACCACUGCUGAAAAACGGGAAAAUAAAGCAAAUACAUGGAACACUAUUUCAAAUACAUCUGCAAACACAAAUACUACAACAACCAACUCUCAAACGACGGUCAGAAGUGGGUCGGAAAGCGUAGAGUCAAACAGUAGCAAUUCAACUCCAAGCUCGGCGACACCAACGAAACUAUCACCAGGAAACAUAUUCAAGAAUUUCUUCAAGUCGUUUGUGCCGCCAGUUAGGGACGAAGAAAGUGAGACACAAAGGAAGGCUCACGCAAAACGUGUGAGGGAGACAAGGAGAUCAACACAGGGUGUUACUCUUGACGAAAUAAAAUCUGCUGAACAGUUAGUGAAGAAGAAAACCAAUAACGGAACAACGGAAACCAUCCCCCCUGCCAGUCCCAAAAAAUCUGAUGAAAAUCAUACUGAAAAUAGCACAGCACGUUCAACACUAUCUGGCGGUGACGCGGCGUUUUCGUUAGCGUUGGCGUGUGUCACGGCUACGGCGACCGCGACUAUCGCGGCGAACAGUGAGCGACGCCCGUCGUGGCGGCUGCGCCUCGAUCCCACUAAUAAGUUCGAACUAGAGGAUGUUGCGGCGCCUAGAUCGACCACGGAAACGGAAGCCACAGUCACGUUACCCUUACGCCGUCCACCCUCGGGAGCCAAUCAGAAUACGCCAUCCGUCACUAGUAAGGAUAGUCCACCAGUAAAGGAAAAUAGUCGCACUGCAGUCACUCAAGAUCAGAAUACGGAAGAAGAGAAAGAUCGCGAGAGUAGCUGCGAGCGUAAAUCUAGCAUCACAUCGCCGGCGAGUACUCAGGCUGCGCUCAAUGUUAUACAACGCAGACGUCGUCCGAAGAGACGCUCCACGGGCGUCGGUCAUGUCGAUAUGGACGACAUUGUCAAUGAUCGCCGCGAGAGCGGGGAGGUCGACUGUGAUUCUGAAAGUGUUCAGUCUGGAAGCGAGCGCACAGAAGAGGUUGAAGAGAAAGAUUACAAAGCCCUCUACGAAGCUUCACAGAUAGAGGUCCAACGACAACGCGCUAUGCUGGCGACUACGGAACAACAGUUACGAGAGGCCCGAGCUACUAUCACUCGGCUCACCCAAGUGAAUCAAAAUUCACUGUCUGAUAUAGAGAAACGCGAAAAAAGAGCAAUGGAACGAAAACUCUCCGAAAUGGAAGAAGAAUUAAAGCAAUUUCAAAAGUUAAAAGCCGAGAACGAAAGGUUGAGAGCUGAGAACCGUGCCUUAACGCGAGUGGUCAGCAAAUUGACCAACUCUGUCGCCAAAUAGAAUUAUCAAGCGUUACAAGCGGAGAAUCAACGAUUGAAAGACGAAAACGGAGCGCUUAUUCGAGUCAUCAGUAAGUUGUCCAAGUGAAAUGAACAAAAUAUGAGCUUAAAUAUCCGUUAUAUUACUUAAAUAUCCGUUAUAUUAUCGGUCAUCUAUUGAAUGUUAUUAAUUAUUAUGUCAUAAGGACUUUGUGCCAGCAUCUUUGAAAUUAAGGAUCAAUUUUUAGUACACGUGAGACUCCUUCAUUAUAUCAAGGGGCUAAACGGACUCAUGUUAAGUGAUGAUCAAUCUUAAUUGUACAAGCUCCUUGUCCAAGAUGAUUAUAGCAGUAUGAAUUCCGAAUUAAAUUUUAUUUCAGUUUUUUUUAAACUGUCAUACUUUCUAUAUCUAUGCAAACGCUACACUGCUAUCGCAGAUUGACUGAUAUUUAUGUGUCUUGGCGGAGUAAAUACAAUGUGACCGAGUAUCAUUUACCCUUACUUAUUCAAAUAUUUUUAUCGUCAAAUUCACCCCUCUGCAAAGUUUUGGCGCCAUUUUUACUAUAUUCAUUAGUAUAUUCUAAAAACCAUAAGAAUCCAAAAACAACUCGGAAAUUGACACGACGUUAACACACUGUUAUCGCCCUUUAAACAAAGUUAAGUUGAAGAAUAAUGCGUCCAUGGUUCGCUUAUGAAAGUUUAAUGACAAUAUUAUAAUACAAUUUUCACAAACACCUACAUUUGACCUUAUUGCAUUAGUCAUCAGCUACCUGCAUCCGAGCGGCAUCCCUUUAUCGAUAACGAGUUGUGCGACAUUGUCACAUCCCUUUGACGUAAUGUUUUAUGACUCAGUUCGCACGUUUGUAAAGGCCUAAACUAUAGUAUACCUAAAUGCUUAAAAAUAUUGAAUUAUCGUUAAGUAAUAAAUGCCCGGGCACAUUGUAUAGGUAAAAUGUAAAUUAACGUUACAAAUUUCGAGAAUAAUAAUUUUUUUAUGUCUGUUUCUCGUGGAAUGACCCUGCAAUGAAGUGCUAGUGGUAUUCAAUGAAAUUAAUUACAUUGUACAAUUUACAUUGACAUUGUGUGUCAGUCCCGUGUAUUUCACUGUUUAGUGUAAAUAACGCAUAUGGGUCGCGAAUUCCUUUUGUUCUGUAAGGAUGAGAUGUAAAGUUAUAGUGUUUUAAAUAAAGUAGUAUGAGUUGUUAUUAGAUUGAUCAUAUUAUUCGUUAUGAUGUAAGUGUAAUAGUAUUAUAAUGUACGGUGAUGAUAUUCGUGUCCUAAAUUUAUAUACAUUUGAUAAAAUUUAUACAUUUGUAUAUUUAUAUUAUGUAUUAGUGAUUCGCCUUAAUAUUUUUUUUUCUUAAAAUGAUUCAGUUCAUUAUAAAAUCGUACGCAUACAUAAUAUAAAUCAUGCCUGUAUGUAGUCAGUCCCCUGGCUUUUUCCACUCGCAUUAAUUCCUUACUGUAGUAAAGAAAAAAUAACUUUGUUGUUUUUUUAUGCUGAGUUACAGUCGAAUCAGAAUUUCGCUCCUUAAUAAGUUUUAUACAAACCUAUCUUAAGUUUAUUAAUAUACAGACUUUUCAAUUAGACAUUUUUGAACCUAUUCUGUACCUUAGAGAUAACAUAUCCGUUAUAAUGUUAAUAUAAUUAAAAAUAUUUGGGCUAAUAUCCCAUUAAAGAGCAUAAUAACCUAAUGGUAUUUAAUUUAUUAUAUCGCGUAUAAUAUUAAGGUGCAAUGAUGUUCGAUGAAACUUUAGUAUAAAUUUGCAUAAAGCAUUGUUUAAUAUAUACUAUUUAAAAACAACGAAUUAUAGUGAAUUAUAUAAAUUUGAAUUGAUUUGACAAAUAUGUAGAAUAGUGCAUAAUAUUAUGAUAACAUAGGAAUCGUACUUAUUUUUCAACGGUCUAAAAUUUACUUAGUACGGCAAAUUAUACUUAAAAUAAUAUGGACCCGUUUUCAUUAUUUAUAUUUUUCGAGGCGUAAUGGGUGAGACUAAAUAUUUUGAUUAUUGUGUUGUACUAUGUACAAUUAAGAACGAAACUAUAUGAUCAAUGAAAUGUAGUGUGCAGAUUAUGAACUUUGAAUGCCAUAACACUCUUAAUGUUUGCAUAUUAUAUUAAUUAUUAUAAUCCUAUAUGCACGUGACAUUUUAUGUGUUAUUAUUUAAUAAUACUAUCUAUAGUUUUAUUAAAACUACGAAAACACGAUUGAAAUGCGUGUUUGAGCAAGCAAACAUUUUUAACGAAUGGUGUUGUUAUUUUUUGUUAUAACUAUACUAGGUAUUACUAUACAUAUUCGCGUUUAAGCCGACAUUUAAAAAAAUAAACGCAAGAGAUCUAAGUUUUCGUCAAUAGCAUCGUGACGGUAUUAGAUAUAAUAUAUUAUAUUAGAUUGAAGAAAGAAAACUUAAUGCUUGGUAAACAUGUCAGUUUAAAGCUAAGUCUAAAGAGCCAUUAUGUAUUAAUAAUAUUUUAUCGACUGGACGGGCUUCAUUAAGUUUUGUUUCUAUGGCGUAUCCAUGUAUAUAAUAAUUAGAAAUUGAUUUAAUUUAUUUAAUGAACUGUUUGUUUUUGAAAUGUUUACUAUUCAUAUACUCCAAACCUAAUACAGAGAAGCUGAACACAUUUUUUCACAAUCUCAUAGGUACUUGUCAUUAUUAUACAUUUCUAUCUGCUUUAAGUUUCAAUUGAGCCAUUAUAUAAAAAUAUAUAUACAUAUUGUGAAAGCACUAUUUACAUUAAUAAUUUUCUAUAUUCGUCGUCCUUUUGGAUUUAAUUUUAUGCUGGAAGUAUUUCCUCAUUGAUUAAUAGUACGCUUGUUUCACAUUGACACAAAAAUUAUAUUGAUAGUAGUUAAUUCGACAUUUGUUGAUUCAUGCAAAUUUUUCAAUUUACAAUGUUAUGUAUAAUAUUAGUAGGGCAUUGACAGUUAUUGAAUAGAAGUGAGUGAUGUUUUAACAAAAUGAUGUUAAAUUUUGUAUUUGUAUCCGGAUAUUUGGUUGUAAUUGAAGUUUAAUUUAUUUUGUCAGUAAGAGUUAAACGAAAAUAAAUAUAUUAUUUGAUUUGGA
Molecule: messenger RNA, 5817 nt
Organism: Leptidea sinapis
Lineage: Eukaryota; Metazoa; Arthropoda; Insecta; Lepidoptera; Pieridae
Gene: Mbs
Product: protein phosphatase 1 regulatory subunit 12A
Exons: 20
Coding region: 107-2770 (887 amino acids)
Cellular component (GO): cytoplasm
Molecular function (GO): phosphatase regulator activity; enzyme inhibitor activity; protein kinase binding
Source: RefSeq, a predicted model, not a curated record